AUGACCAAAGAUUCUCCCACCCCUUUGGGUAGUGGCCGCGCAUCGCCCAAGAAGACCGGCAGCCCGGGGCCGCCGGCGGCGGUGCUGGAGGAGCAGAGACGGGAGCUGGAGAAGCUGCGGGCGGAGCUGGAGGCGGAGCGUGCGCGCGGACGGGCGGAGCGGCGGCGCUCAGCGGCCCAGGCGCGGCAGCUGCGGGAGUCCGCCGAGCGGGAGCGACAGCAGCUGGCCGACCACCUGCGCUCCAAGUGGGAGGCGCGGCGCUUCCGGGAGCUGCGGCAGCUGCAGGAGGAGGUGCAGCGGGAGCGCGAGGCGGAGAUCCGGCAGCUGCUGCGCUGGAAGGAGGCCGAGCAGCGGCAGCUGCAGCAGCUGCUGCACCGGGAGCGCGACGGCGUGGUGCGCCAGGCUCGGGAACUGCAACGGCAGCUGGCUCAGGAGCUGGUGAACCGCGGUUUCUGCGGCCGCGCGGGGGCGUCGUCCUCCGAGGUCGCCGCCGGGCAGUGUCACUGUCGCCUGCAGGACGUGCUGGCGCAACUGCGCUGGGAAACCGACAGCGAGCAGGCCGCACGCAUCCGACACCUGCAGGCUGCGCUGGAAGUGGAACGCCAGCUCUUCCUCAAGUACAUCCUGGAGCACUUCCGCUGGCAGCCCGUUCUGCCUGGACCCACGGACCCCCAAGCCUUGCAUCCCUCGGAAGACCGGUCCCCUGAAACCCCGAGCAGCGUUCACCAGGCGCCAGAAAAGCCCGCCUGCAGACUCCGAUCCCUAGAAAGCCUGAGCGCUGGUGGCGUCCGCGUCCGCUCCCGCUCCCUGGAUGCUAAGUGCUCCAGCUGUCCGGACGAUCUGCUGCCCACUCGCGCCAGCUCCCUAGAUUCCUUGGCCACUUCGCGUUCCUGCUCCAUUGACAGCCCACCGAAUUGCCCCCAGGCCUCCAAAUCCGAGGUGAGGGCCUCCCCGACCAUCGCCUCCAUCCCAGACACCCCCAGUCACCCGCCGCCACCAUCAGCACAUAGGAAACGUAGCACCCCGCGGGAAGAGGACUCCGAGAAGGAGCCCUGCCAAGCUCUGAACCCUUCACCGCCCCGACUGCAUUACCACGAACUGGUAACUCAGAACUCGGAGCUGGCCGAGGCGUUGCAGGUGCUGGUGCGCCGCUGCUCGGUCCUGCGCGAAGAGAACAUGCAGCUGCGGCGCGCGGGCUGCUCGGAUGAGGCCGAAGAGAAAGUCAAGCGACUUAAAGUGAAGCACGCAGAGCUCACCUGCCUGGCGCGACGCCUGGAGGACAGGGCCCGCAAACUGCAGGAGACCAAUCUACGGGCCUUGAGCGCGCCUGGACCUGGCGAAAGCCUCGCGGGCCUGGAGCUGUGCCAGGCAUUUGCCCGCCAGCGCGCUCAGGAUUUGUCAGAACAGGCCAGCGCGCUGCUGGCCAAGGACAAGGAGAUCGAAGAGCUGAGGCGGGAGUGCCACCUGCUGCAAGCGCGCCUCGCCACCGACCUCGGCGGCUCCUCGCAUCCUGAAGAGGGCGCCCCCUGCAAGCAGUGGCUCAACAUCAGCGACUUGGACCGACUGCAACGUGAGUCUCAGCGGGAAGUGCUGCGCCUGCAAAGGCAGUUGACGCUGCAGUAUUGUAAGGGCGUUGCCGCCGCGGCUGCGGGGGCCGAGGCGGGCGGCCAGAGCGCACCCUGCGAGGUGCAGGCCUUGCGGCGCGAGCUGGGGGCGCAGCAGCUAGAAUGCAAAAGGCUGAGCGCCCAGGCUGCUGCGGCGCGCCGGCGCAGCGAGGAAACGGAGGCGCAGCUGGAGGCAGCUCUGCGCAAGGGCGCCUGGCUGGCGGAGGAGAACGCCCGUUUGCAUGCCCUGGCAGACUGGGUGCGGAAGGUGGCGAAUCCGAACAACGACUCACAGCUGAGCCACGCGUGUCAGGAACUCGAAGCCACCGGCCUGCUGGCUCAGCAGCCGCAGCUGCUGCAACAAGCGGUGUGCAGGCAAGACGGGCAACAGCAGCUGCAGUACUACCCACAGAAGGCCCUGAGUUACCUCCAGCCUGGGAAAGAGAUGCAGGGGUUGCAGUGUCAGCCUGGCCACCCUUCCGAGGAACCAGGGGAGACCACCCAAGGCCCAGCCACAGGUAGCAGAAAGCCCAAGUUCAAGUCAAACUCUGAAGAACAUGCAUUGUCAUUGCCUAUCAGAGACAUACAGCCUCCUAUUGGUCUCUCCCUGCAAGACAGCCAAGUUGCCCUUGGAAAACCAGUCAGUGCCCCUCACGUGUCAGACAGAUGCCCUUCCAGUCAGCCUCUGGAGUGCAGGUCCCAGGCCAAGAAAACCAACUCCCAGUCAGACUCUUCCUCUGAGAUGGAGUCUAUGUGGGCAACAGUGCCAUCUUGUUUUUCUCUGGACAUGGACACAGCAAGUGAGGUGGAUGACCUAGAGCCAGACACUGUGUCCGCUCCUUUAGAAGGGAGGGACGCCGAGGCUCCCACCUCUCCCAAGCCUAAGAUCUUCCUGGCUAGGUAUAGCUACAACCCAUUUGAGGGACCUAAUGAGCAUCCCGAGAAGGAGCUUCCCCUCGCAGCUGGAGACUACGUCUAUGUCUUUGGGGACAUGGAUGAGGAUGGCUUCUAUGAAGGGAAGCUUGUGGAUGGGCGGCAGGGCCUGGUGCCCUCCAACUUGGUAGAACCGAUUUCUGGCAGCCCUGUCUUGAGCUGCCCACUCCCCCAGUGUACUGACUUUGGCCCUAUGACACUACCAACUGGGCAGAGCAAAGCCCUGAAGAAAGACAGCUUACUGCUUGAGGAAGUUGAGGGAUCAGUGGAGAGAAGCCCAUUCCAAAUGGGAAAGGCAGACUCCAAGACAAAUACUAUGGCGGUAAAGAUCUUGGAGAAUAAGGCAGAAGCGUGUUGGCCCUGCUCACCACCAAGCAUGGAGAAGCAAGGCUUCUCUAGAUCCCUUCCAGAGGCCAAAGGAGCACUAUCAGUGGCCCCCAGGCAGCUUCAACUGCAAAGUGUUUCAGCUACCUCAGCUGAGAUCACCUGGGUCUGUAGCAGUCACAGAUAUCCCCAUGUGGUGUACCUUGAAGACCAGGAGCAUGCCCGGACGCCCUCCGGUGUGAGCUGCUAUACCUUCCAUGGCCUACAUCCUGGCACAUGCUACCGGGUGCGAGUGGGGGUGCAGUUGCCCAGGGACCUGUGGCAAGUGCCUUGGAAAACUAUGUCCUACACCAUCACCUUUGACACGCCCUUAGCGGGACCCCCCUUCCCCCCAUUGGAUGUAUUGGUAGAGCACCACACCUCACCAGGUUUCCUGGUGGUCAGCUGGCUCCCUGUGACCAUUGACUCAGCAGGGUCCUCCAAUGGAGUACAAGUCACUGGCUAUGCUGUGUAUGCAGAUGGGCACAAGGUAGCGGAAGUUGCUGAUGCUACCGCUGGGAACACCCUGCUGGAAUUUUCCCAGCUUCAGGUGCCCCUAGUAUGCCAGAAGGUCUCAGUGAGAACCAUGUCACUCUAUGGCGAGUCUCUGGAUUCAGUGCCGGCUCAGAUCCCUGAGGACUGCUUCCCUUGUCACCCAUUCCUGGAGACGCCUCCCUUUAGCUUCAUUGAUGGUGACCCUUCUGCCUGCAGAGUCACCUUCCCUGUCUGUCAUCAGAAGCUGCUGCAGGCUUCUCUGAGUACCAAGGCUGACCUGCAUAUUCCUGGAAAUUGUGGGGAGCCUCAGGCCAACUUUCUAGAAGCAUUCCCUGAAGAAUGCCCAAGGAAGCUGACCCCAGAGUCCAACCCGGGCUCAGAAAGAGCUGGCAAUCAAGCUCAGGGGUCCACAGAGGCCUGGAAACUCUGUGGAAAGGACCUGCUCCUUUGGAAGAGUCCUCAGAAACACAGUCUACCUUUGUCUAGUGGCCAGUCUGGGACAAAAGAAGGUCACUACCAGCACAUGUGCAUCAUCAGAAGCCCCACUCCAGGAUUCGUCCAUCCAUCCCCAGAGUGUGGGCCCAAGAAAGAACCAUGUCCAGAGAAGGUUGCUGUUGAGAAAGCCCUUGGGCAGAGCCAAGAUGCCCAAAUGUUCGCCCCUCAUCAGCAAGGUGCUAGCCAGUACUAUGCAACUGACAUCAACCAUGUUUUAGAGGAGGAGGAGGCCCUGUCCUUGGAUUAUUGGCACGCCAGGAAGACAAAGCAGAGAAAGAUGUUCAGGACCCAGCAUGGCCAAGGACAGGCUCCAAGAGAUAAGAAAAUGCACCUGCUUCAUGAACCCAGCACAGUGCUUUGCCCAGCUCCAACCAGCAAAGUCAUUAAGCUGUCUAGUGAUGACCCUGAGCAGCUGAAGAUAGAGGCCAAUACUCCAGCCAGGGUCUUUGUGGCCCUCUUUGAUUAUAGCCCCCUGGCGAUGUCUACCAAUCCCAAGGCUGCAGAGGAGGAGCUCACCUUCCAGAAAGGGCAGCUGCUGAGAGUGUGGGGCUCUCAGGACCACCACGGCUUCUACUAUGGCGAGUGCAAUGGGCAAGUGGGGAAAAUUCCUGGUCACCUAGUGAUCGAGGUAGAGGUGGGUACUGAGCAGACUGAUGGGAGGUGGCAUUUACCAGCACAAGGACAACUGCCCUCUGGUACCCACCUUGAAGACUUUGAGGGGCUUACUGACCCUCAGGGAUCCUUUCUCAUGCCCCAAGGGAACUCUAGGACACCCACACUGUGGACCCCAAAAACAAUGGUGGCAGCCUUGGACUAUGAUCCCAGGGAUGGGAGAGCGGGAGUCCAUGCAAAGGGCAAGCUGGUACUAAGGGCUGGAGAUGUGGUCACAGUCUAUGGGCCUGUGGAUGAUAAGGGAUUCUACUAUGGUGAGUAUGGUAGCCACAGGGGACUGGUCCCAGCCCACCUCCUGGAUGACUUGUCUGUCCAUGGAAUGUAAGUAGGGCUCCUUCGGGGGGUAGCUCUGGCUGCUCACACCCCUUGGGAGGAGAAGUGCACAUAUACCUUCACCCUCCUCAACCACCGUUUUAAGCAACAUUGACUCCCAGCAACACCGCAUUGAACUGAUGAUUGUCUACAGGUGUCACCCAGCAUCCAAAAGCAGGGGGCUGCAGAAGUCCGAGUUGAGUUUCCGAAAGAAAAUCAAACCAGCCAAACUUGAGAGCUUUACAGUCUGUUUCAAAGACAUGAAUAAUGACAACAGGUAUUAGAAGUGCCUUUUUUGUGGUCAAUUUGUUUUCUUUAGCAGGUUAACAUUAUUCAUCCAUUACCUUGUAUGAAAGUCUUAAGAAAAGUAUGCAUCUUAAAAAGAAAAAGCAAUCAGAAUGUUACUUUUCUA
Jaculus jaculus (lesser Egyptian jerboa) is the source of this 5286-nucleotide messenger RNA. RefSeq names its product RIMS-binding protein 3. The record is from RefSeq and is a predicted model, not a curated record. NCBI's taxonomy places the organism in Eukaryota, Metazoa, Chordata, Mammalia, Rodentia, Dipodidae. The transcript has a single exon. Gene Ontology annotation, cellular component: nucleus; manchette. The coding region runs from base 1 to 4887 and encodes 1628 amino acids. Gene Ontology annotation, molecular function: protein binding. Gene Ontology annotation, biological process: neuromuscular synaptic transmission; spermatid development; fertilization.